Molecule: messenger RNA, 6191 nt
Organism: [Torrubiella] hemipterigena
Lineage: Eukaryota; Fungi; Ascomycota; Sordariomycetes; Hypocreales; Clavicipitaceae
Source: the annotation of a GenBank genome assembly
CUGCAGGGUUUGUUCGCUUUUGAUUGAAUUCCAGCGAGUGCUCAGGCCCCCACUCACUGUAAUGCAGUGCGGGGAGGCCCAAGCUCAAGUAUAUUCUGUGUGUCCUUGGAGGGGAAACUGCAGCCCCGCCAACCUUGGAUUUCAGUGGGCUCCGUUCACUAACUAAGAAAAGCAGCAGCAAGGUACAGCACAAAGCUGGCAGCCCGACGACACGUUGACGACUUUGAUCAUCACUGCUGUCUUUUUUACUUUCUGCAACUCCAUUGCAAACACCACCAAUUCAUCUGUUUUUGCUUUUUUGCUUUCCUUUUGUUACACCACCACCUGAUUCUAAAUUCACUACGGCAUCCCCCAAAACACAGCACAGCCGCCUACUUGCCACAGCACCUGCCCGCAAGCCCACUACUCGCUCCAGCCUGCCAUUCCCACGCUAAGCUCGGCACCCUGCGUCAUCAUCGUCUCGCCCGCCACCUUAGCUUCCCCCCACCGCUCUUAGUCGCUUUGCAUUUCUCCAUCGUCGCGAUCCUCUCAUCAACACCUCUUUCGCGGGCUAUCAGACACACGAUCCCCUCUGGCCAAAUGUCAAGAUGCCGCUCUCAGUCGUUCAGGAACAGCAUGACGCGAUUCUUCGGGAAAUCCAGGCCAUCACCCAAGGCGAUUGGAAAUGUCUAGUCCUUGACGAAAAUUCCAAGAAGCUCGUCGACAAUGCUGUCAAGGAAGACGACAUUCUCAACCACAACAUCGCGACUAUCGAGCGCAUCGAGGAACGUCGCGAAACCAACCAUGAGAUGGACGCCAUCUACCUUCUCUCUCCCGAACCUCAUAUUGUCGACUGUCUACUAGCUGAUUUCGAGCAACGCAGAUAUCGUAAGGGAUUUCUCGUCUGGACAAACCUGCUGGAUCCAGGUCUUAGACGCCGAAUUGACGAUCAUCCUGCGACGCGGCAAAUGCGAGCCAGCUCCAAGACCCUCUUCAUUGACUUUUUCCCCAGAGAGUCCAACUUGGUCGUCUUCCGCGACCCUUGGAGCUUCCCAAUGCUCUACCACCCCUCAUGUAACGCUCUCAUUCCAAAGCAUAUGCAAACGCUCGCCCAAAAGAUUGCUGGUAUCUGUAUCACACUAGGCGAAUACCCAAAGGUUCGAUACUAUAGACCACAAAACGCAACCCAUGAUGCUAGCGUCUUGUGUACCCAUCUCGCGCGAUUCGUUCAAGAAGAACUUGACGGCUACGCCCAAUGGAACUCCAACUUUCCCCCGCCCUCGAACCGCCCUCAGGGCACACUUCUUAUUACCGACCGCUCCAUGGAUUUGAUGGCCCCUCUUAUCCACGAGUUCUCAUACCAGGCCAUGGCCCACGAUUUGUUACCUCUUAAGGAGGGCGACAAAGUUACAUUUCGCACCACCAUCAACCAAGGCACCCCCGAAGCCGAGGACAAGGAUAUGGAGCUCUCGGAUAAGGACAAGGUCUGGGUUGACAACCGCCACAGACAUAUGAAGGAUACUAUUGACAAGCUCAUGGGAGACUUCCAAAAGUUCCUCGAUCAGAAUCCUCACUUCACUGACCAAAAUGCCGAUGCGACCAACCUCAAUACCAUUAGAGACAUGCUGGCGGGUCUUCCAGAAUUUCAAGAGAUGAAAGAGGCAUACUCCCUUCAUCUAACAAUGGCACAGGAGUGUAUGAACAUAUUUCAACACCAUAAGCUUCCCGAUGUUGCCCAAGUAGAACAGACCCUCUCAACCGGCCUCGACGAAGACUUUAGAAAGCCAAAGAACGUUUUAGAAUCGGUCGUACGAUUACUAGAUGACGAGGCCAUCACGUCUACAGACCGCCUUCGACUCAUUAUCAUGUAUGUUCUUUUCAGGGGAGGUGUGAUCAUGGAGGAUAUCCAGAAGCUUCUGAAUCACGCUGCACUCCCGCCACAGGACGGUGAAGUCAUAAACAACUUGGAACACCUUGGUGGACAUAUGCAUCAUGUCUUAAAGGAGCCUCUACGCCCCUACAUGGCGCUAUUCCCCAAAGAUCCGCGCACAGCUCAGACUAGCGAGGAAUACGGUCUGUCUCGCUUUGAGCCUGCACUUCAACCACUGCUAGAAAACAUGAUCAAAGGUGCUCUGGAUCAGAACCAGUUUCCAUACGUCAAACCUCCUUUGGAUCCCAACGAGGAUCUCCUUGCUGCACAAGGAGCCUCUCUUCGCGCAGGACGCCCCAAUUGGGCGGCAGCAGGUCGCCGCCAGCCUGAGAACAAGCAGCGCAUCAUUGUAUUUAUUGCCGGUGGCGCAACAUACAGCGAAAGCCGAGUUUGUUACGAAGUUGGAAAAGAAAGGAGCCGCGAUAUUGUCUUGGCCACGUCACAUAUGCUAACGCCCCAAUUCUUUAUCCGCCAAGUCAGCGACCUGGGCAAGGACAAGAGGCAGCUGGAUCUGCCUCUAGAGCGACCAAAGCCAAGAGCGCCCGCACAUUUAUUCGAACGCCCAGCACCGCCCAAAGUCCAAGGCCUUCCAUCAGGACCACAUGGCCCGGGACCCAAAGGUGGCCGUGCACCGCCUGCUCAGGGUGGUCUCCCAAGCCGUCCCGGUGGUCACGCUCCGCCUCCGUCUUCACAACCACCAACGCAAGCCAUGUCGAACAUGAGCUUGAAUCAGAAUAACGGCUCUGCUCCGGCUCCGGCUCCCGGUGCCUCAGCUGCGGAAGCAACCCCUCCACAAAAGGAAAAGAAGCGAAGGAACUUCUUGGGUAUGAAGAAGUAGGGUUCUCUCAGAUCCAAGGGCUCGCCCGCAGCGGAGGCGUUGAAAGGAGAAGAUGUUGUCAAGACACGGUAUUCCGCAGAUCAGCUGCGAAAGCGAGCCGUUAGUGGUAACACCAUCUUUAUACCUCCACGAAAGACAAGUAAGGCUAGCAAACCGACGAUACAUAUGAAUAAUCAAGUAGAAGUCGCGUCAAUCAAGACGGGCAAAACCAAGGCAGACCGCCCAUCAUAGAAGGAACCACCGUAAUGAUUCACCUAUUUAACAUAAUUUAUUUCCAAAACACGCGUGUCACGAUAAUUUGGGAUGUCAAAAACUUUCAAGGUUUAGUGAUGCAUAUUUGUUACAUUUAUAUAGCUAGUUAGCUGGAGACUUGCAUCUCCAAACUAGACACUAUAGAAUAAGCCAUUUGUCGAAUUGUUUGGCUUUAAAACGCUACUGGUUCCAAGUGUACACUUUGACCGGAAUUCAAAGUCCCAACAGGAAACCACAUUGUAGGCUUUAGGUAGCAUACACAAACUAGUGCUACAUCAAAAAAAGAGGACAGGAGGGGGUUGGUUUGCGCUGGUAAGGCAGAAGACAACAGGGAGUUUGUUUUCGCCCAAAAGUAUAUCUGUAGAAAUACUGUAGAUUACUGACGUGGCGGGUAUGGGCCACGGCCAGCAGCAGGAGGAGCACCACGGUUCUCAAAGGGAGGACUUCCAUACUGGCGAUCAUGGCCAUGAGGAGGAGCAAAUCCGGGAGGCGCAAAGCCAUGAGGGGGGGGCGGGCCAUUGAAGAAACCGGGAGGAGGCAUGGGCAUGUUUCGUGGAGGCAUACCGCCCAUGCCCUCAGGUGGAGGAGGCAUACCGCCAGGAGGGAAGUUGGGCGGGAACAUUGGUGGCAUGGGCAUGUUGCGGUUCGGUCCAGGGCCACCGGGCAUGCCGGGAGGGCCACCCAUCCGAGGAGGAGGCAUCUGACCGCCAGGGAUCCAACCUGGUGGCAUCUGAUCAAGGCCGGGAGGGGGAGGACGCUGGAGGAUCUGGGUUGGGUUGGGACGCGAAUCAUCGUUUCCAUGGAAUCCGUCGUCCAUGUUGAAGCCAGGAGGGGGGCCAGGUCGAGGAGCCUGCUGUUGGGGUUGCUGCGGCUGCUUGGGUGCUGCGCGCAUCAGGUUCAUAAGGAACUCAGUAUUGCUGUUGUUACGAGCGGCGGUAGACUCGCGUUCACGGGCAGCAGGUGGUGGUGGUUGGCUUGCUUUGCGCUGAUGCUGGCUAACAAGCUCUUGCAACAGCUGCUCGGGGCGGGCAGACUGCUGAGGGCGAGGGGCAUGAAUUUCUUGUUGCUGGAGUCCUGGAGGAGGAGCGCGAUAUUGCUGUGGUUGCUGUUGCUUUCCUGGACCGGCUGGGGCCUCUGGGCCUUGGGCUUGGGAUUGCGAUUGAGCAGGGGCAUCGGAAGGGGGAUUCGAAGGUGCAGCAAAGAGAGCCAGGCCAGGCGGAGUAGAGCUGACAGACUGUUUCUGAAGUUUCGCUAGAAGUUGUUGGAAAGCUUGCUUCUCUCCGUCUGGUGUACCGCUGACAAAAAUGUUGAGACCGGGAGGGGCAUUGGGCGGCGGCUGUGAAGGGGCAAGGGCGGAAGGCGUUGAUGAUUCAGUCUUUGGUCGGCCGUCCUCUUGAGGGGCCGAGAAGAAGGACGUGAAUCUUGACGACUUGCCGGCUCCCUUUUGCUUUGCGGCGGCCGCUUCGGUUUGCUCCUGUUCGGGCUUGUUCUCAAUGCUAGAGGAGCCGCCAAAGGCCAUGAAGAAUUUGUCAGGGCCAGCCUCAACAGCAGGUGCCGAUUUGACAGGAGGCAGCUUCGCCUCAAUGGCUUCUGCGGAUUCUUUAUCACCUCCUGAAGCUGCGUUCUUAGCCUUCUUCAUUUGUUCCAUCCACUUUUGGAAGUCCUGUUGAGUAUGAGCUUCCCGCUUGUCUUGCACUGGCUCAUCGAACCAUUCAGGAUCCUUUUCAGCCUUUUGAUCGCGGUCACGAUUGUCGCGACUGUCACGGUUGUUGUCACGGCCAUCACGUCCCCAACGGUUGUCAUUGCCACGGCGGGCGCCACGGUCAUCAGAGGCAUCUUGUUCGCGGUCUCUCCAACUCUUCGUUCGGUCACGCUCUUUUCUGUCGGGAGUCGCAGAUUCGUUGCCUUCGCCCCUUUGCCAGGCCUCCAAUUUGGUUCGUGUUAGACCGUUGCGGGUACGAUCAGCAUCACCGUCUUUAUCACGGCCAGCGCCAUCGGAGGUCUUUCCAGUUCGGUCACCACGGGCAGUAGUUCGAUCAUCGCCGACCCGAGUCGUCUUCUUUUCAUCGCGGUAGUUGCCACCCAUCUUGCCAGAGAAGCGUUCUGCGCCUUCAGCACCGAAACUCUUCCUCGGCUUUACUGUGCUCCAUCCUUCAUCCUGCUCAUUUUCACCUCUUCGGUUCAUACCUCGUCCGUCUCGUAAGCGUUCGCCGUCAAAAUCGCCGCUGCGGCCGCGCACUCCAUAUCGACCUUCACCGUCGCGCACUGGCCGAUCGCCGUCUUGCCCCUUGCCACGGGAUGAGGCAAAGGCAGUUCUAGGAGGCCCAAAGACGAUGUCAUCUGGGUCUAUAUACAAGUUAGUAUUUGACAGAUACGGUUUGGGUCUAGUAGUAGAUGGGCGAGACGAACUUGCGCUGUUUCGGGAAGUGUGACGUGGUAGGCCAGGGCGGGCUGAUGUGUCAAUCAAGGAGCCGUCAUUGUUUCGGGUUCUAUCGACGGUGACCUUGUUUUGGGCACGAAGCUGUUCUAAUGUCGCUCUACAGAAGUAAGUUAGCACACUUGUUCAGGAGGCUGUUGUGGGCGGCCAACAACGGCGGCGAAACGUGACGUACCCCAUCCACUCCUCCGCUGGCGGGAGGUUCUCUGGUUUAACACAUAGCGGCGAUGCUCGUAGAUUGAAUAAGUCAUCUACCGUGUAUCGGAGUGCCAUAGUUUAUCGUUGGGCCUGGCAAUGCCCGUCUAGCGCUGCGUGAAGCUAGGGAAGAAGCGCGCCAAUAGUUGUGGUGGUCCGGCGCGAGAGUCGGUAGAAGGGUUUAUUACGGUAACGUGGUGCACUAGGGCAACAACGAGUAUCCAAUCGGCUUCGGCGCGACAAAGCUGUGCAGAAUAGCUUUCGAAUUUGGUCAAGUAGACGUCGUGGCCACGGCGAGGGAGGCUGGGCGGAGUAGCAGAAGGGCGGGCAGGAGAUGAGGCCGGGCGUGAAAGCGGUGGCGGGGGAGAAGAGAAGUGGCCAGAGGAGAAGGGCAGGUCGCCGAUGCAAAAGGCGUUAUUUGAGGAGGGAGAAUUGGCGUUGGAGAAGAAGUAUAAUCGGUAGCCAGGUGAGAAAGGUGAUGCGAGGUAGCGUUAAUGAUGAUACAAAACGAGGAUGGCGUAAGCGUAGGUGGUGGAGGAAAUGUGUGCAGAAGCUGCGUG